Messenger RNA from Siniperca chuatsi (mandarin fish), 2154 nucleotides. It is a transcript of the gene prmt2, whose product is annotated as protein arginine methyltransferase 2. Bases 156 to 1412 code for a protein of 418 amino acids. The record is from RefSeq and is a predicted model, not a curated record. Gene Ontology annotation, biological process: peptidyl-arginine methylation. Gene Ontology annotation, molecular function: protein binding; protein-arginine N-methyltransferase activity. The transcript is spliced from 9 exons. Gene Ontology annotation, cellular component: nucleus. NCBI's taxonomy places the organism in Eukaryota, Metazoa, Chordata, Actinopteri, Centrarchiformes, Sinipercidae.
GUCAAAACAGGAACUGUUCUGCACCAGUUGACGUGUUUUUACCGCUCAUUUCACAGUAGUACACAGAUUUUCUUUACUUAUACUGUCUUAACAGGUUUAAUUUGUUUCUUAUAGGGAACCAAACAGCAGGCGAGUCGAAACAACCGCCGCCAAACAUGCAGACAGAGAAUGAGGAAGAGGAUGAUUCAUCUCCUGAAGAAUACGUUGCCUUGUCUAAUUUCACUGGAGGUGGCAGCGACCAGCUUACUUUCAGCAGCGGGGACAGACUGCUCGUGCACGCCAAGCCUUCAUCAGAGUGGUGGUGGGCAGAGCUGCAUGGGGUCACAGGUUAUGCCCCCGCCGACUACCUGCGCCAGGAUGCUGCUGAGGAGGAGGACACCUCCCUCGAGGACCCAUGGCAAGAUGAAGAAUACUUCGGCAGUUAUGGGACACUGAGGCUCCACUUGGAGAUGUUGUCAGAUAAGAGCCGCACUGAGGCGUACCGGCAGGUUAUUCUCAGCAACAGUCCUUCUCUGAGGAAUAAGGUGGUGAUGGACCUCGGCUGUGGGACUGGCAUCAUCAGCCUGUUCUGCGCUCAGCUGGCACAACCCUCAGUGGUGUAUGCUGUGGAGGCGAGCUCCAUGGCAGAGUACACCAGACAACUGGUGAAGCAGAACGGCUGUGAGCAGGUGGUCACGGUGCUCCAAAGACGCGCUGAGGAGAUCGAGCUACCUGAGCAGGUGGAUGUCCUGGUGUCUGAGUGGAUGGGUAACUGCCUGCUGUUUGAGUUCAUGGUGGAGUCAGUUCUUCUGGCCAGGGACCGCUGGCUUAGGGAAGGCGGCGUGAUGUGGCCCUCGUCUGCGACCCUCACCCUGGUGCCAUGUCAGGCCGACAGCUAUUACGCAGAGAAAAUGGCCUUCUGGGAGCGGCCCUACGGCCUGGACUUCACUCCUCUUCAGCCCUUGGCACAGCAGGAGUUCUUCACCAAGCCCAAGUUCAGCCACCUCAUUGAGCCUGAUGACUGCCUCACUGCCCCCUGCGAUGUGAUAUGCCUGGAUAUGUACACUCUGCAAGUCAUAGACCUGGAGGAAAUAAAGGGUCAGUUUCAUUUUUGUGUGGAGAAGUCUGGUGUUUUCCAUGGAUUCACCGCCUGGUUCACUGUUCAGUUCGAGAGCCUGGAGACGGGAGGCGCAGCAGUGGAGCUAAACACCGGACCUAACUCUGAGCCGACACACUGGAAACAGACUCUCUUCAUGCUAGACAGGCCAGUUAGGGUGUGUGCUGGAGACUCCAUCAGUGGAACCAUUGUCCUGCGCAGGAACCCCAUCUGGAGACGCCACAUGAACGUUACCCUGCACUGGAACAUUGACAGCAGCGCAGAGGACACAGAUAACUGCCAGGUUGGGACAAAGAGUUUCCCCAUGUGGAGGUGACAGAUUCUCUGUCAGCGGAGGAGAUCCACAGAAAAACAAUACUAAUACAUCUUCUGUUGAGUUUAAGGGUCGGUGAGGUAUCAGCUGUGAGCUGCUGCUGACCUGGAAUGUAAUGGAAAGUGUGACUGUCGUAUUGUAGUGAAUGUGAUUGUCAAAGGAGGCUCAUCUGGCAGGACAUGUAGUCCUAGUGUUAAGCCUGGUAACUACAGGCCCAGGUGAUGCAGCACACCAUGAACCAUGUUAUAAGAGCAGAUUAACAGAGAAUAGUUGCAUGCUAAGAAUGAACUGUGGAACAUUACUCUUGCUUUGUUGACAAUGGUUGAUAAGUGAAACAACAAAUUGUUUUGAACAGAUAUCAGUGGCCUCAAGGUGCAACAAAAGAAAUGGUUCCGCCCCCAACACUAUGCUUUUGUGUUUAUUUUUACUCCAUGUGCAUAUUGUUUUACAAUAGGCAGUUUAUUUACAUUGUAAUUUGUAUAAGUACAUGCCAAUAGGCUUAUAUGGAUUCAAGAAAACAACAUAAACCAUGAAUUAUUAUGGUUAUAUACUUUUUUCUAUGUUCAAAGAUUAGAGUGAACAAUGUACGCCACUGAAAUGUUACAAAUGUUAAUUAGCCUUAUCGUCUAAAAUAUGCAUUAAAAAACAUUGUAGUACUUACAAAGAUAAUUAAUCGUUCACCAUAAAAUUAAUUAUUCUAAAUAAAAUAACUGUACAAUUAGUAAACUCAUGUUGAUAUAAAUCA